AUGGUCUCUUUCUACGGCAAGGCCUGCGACCUCCUGCGGUGCCCGCUCGACUGCUCCGGGCGCGGCCGGUGCGAGGAGGGCCGGUGCAGCUGCGCGCCAGGCUUCCAGGGCGAGGGUUGCGAGGCGGUCGUGGUGCCGGCCCCGAUUUGGCCCACAACCCUGCACCUCCCGCUGGCGACGAGUCUCCCCACGGCGGAGUCCGUCGCUGCAGAGGCCGCGUGCCCCGGCGGCUGCGGCGACCACGGGCGCUGCGAGGGCGGCGCGUGCACCUGCUGCGACGGCUACUCUGGCGCCUCGUGCCAGGACUUCUGCCCGAGCGCCUGCUCCGGCCGGGGCGCCUGCACCGCGGGCAGGUGCUUGUGCCUGACCGGCUACAGCGGGGACGACUGCUCGGCGGCGAGUUGCUGCAGCGGCCACGGGGACUGCCCCCUGCCCGGCGAGUGCGUGUGCCACCCGGGCUGGGCGGGCGCCGACUGUUCAGAGCAGCAGGCCGCCCUGCCCGCGCCGGCCCCCGCCCUGGCGCCCGCGCCGGCCCCCGCUCUGGCGCCCGCGCCCGCACAGCAGGCGGCGCCACUUCCCGCGCUCGCCGUGGCACUGGGAGCGCGCCGCCUCCGCCGCGCCGCCCAGCCCGCGACGCUGGCGGCGGCGGCCGCCGCCGCGGAAGAACGCGCGCAGCUGCACUGUGCGGACUGGGACGAGGAGCUCGGCCUGCCGGACUGCAGCGGUCGCGGCCAGUGCGCCGGCGGCGUCUGCUCCUGCCCGCCGGGCUGGGGCCAGGCGCCGGGCGCCUCCGGCCCCAACACCUGCGCAGAGCGCCUCUGCCUCGUCGACUGCGGCGACCACGGCGUGUGCGAGGAUGGCCGGUGCACCUGCCAUCCGGGCUGGCACGGCGAGCGGUGCUCGCAGGCGCCGCAGCUCGGAGCCUUGCGGGGCCUGGCUGGCAGCGCGGGCAGCACCCACACGUGGGCAGCCUCCUGAACGAAAUGCGGUCAAGCCUCUCCAUGGAGCGAAGGAGUCCUAAACGA
This is a messenger RNA of Prorocentrum cordatum, 1025 nucleotides long. The record is from the annotation of a GenBank genome assembly. NCBI's taxonomy places the organism in Eukaryota, Dinophyceae, Prorocentrales, Prorocentraceae.